CGAGAACUUUUACUUGACAAGGACCCUCCAACUUCCCAACCUUUAUCACCGGACAGGAGAGAGAUAGUGAGAGGGAAAGAAACGAAGAAGAUCCAAAUCUAAUGAUCCCAAAAGCAAAACAAACUCUUAGAAUGUUUUAGAUCUCCUCUGUAACUUGUGUACGAGUUCAACGUUUUCUGUUUGAAGAAGAAAGAAUAAGACAGCAUAAGGAGUAAUGGGCUCAGAGAGGGAAGAUUUCAAUUGUUCAGGGCCCUUGCACCUUAAUACUGUUGACUGGAGAAAUGUUGAUCACAGAAGGUCUGUUGCUGCCAGUUUGGUUCAGGGUGUAUACAUCUUACAGCGAGACCGUCAGGAGAACCGGCAAGGGACCCACGCCCUUGCUCCUCUGUGGUGGCAGUUCUUCAAUUUUCAGUUAUACAGUCAACUUGUGGAUGAUGCUGAUCUAUCUGUCUUUGGAGCCAUCUAUGAAUUGAUUCCUCAGAACUGCAACCACUUCAUUGAAGUUCCACUUUAUGUAAUUGCCUUUCGGGGCACCUUAACCAAAGGGGAUGCCUUUUCGCGAGACUUCGAAUUGGACAUCCACUUUAUUCGGAAUGGACUCCACCGGACAUCUCGCUUCGAAAUAGCAAUGCAAGCUGUCCAAAACAUGGUUGCUGCAGUGGGAAAUUCUAAUAUUUGGUUGGCUGGCCAUUCCCUGGGAUCAGCCAUGGCAAUGCUUGCAGGAAAGAAUAUGGCAAAAAGAGGCAUCUUCCUUGAAGCUUUUCUAUUUAAUCCACCAUUCUUUUCUGCCCCAAUAGAAAGAAUCAAGGAUAAGAAACUGAAACACGGAGUCCGAAUUGCAAGCAGCCUGAUCACGGCUGGAUUUGCUGUUGCUUUGAAGGGUAAACACCAGAAGAAUCAACCUGACAAUACAUUUGUUGCUCUGUCUGCAUGGGUGCCGUACCUAUUUGUGAAUCCGUCCGAUCACAUUUGUUCCGAAUAUAUUGGGUAUUUUGAACACAGGAAAAAGAUGGAGGAAAUUGGAGCAGGUGGUAUUGAGAGGUUGGCGACACAGCAUUCAAUUGGGGGUCUAUUUAUGACUGCAAUUGGGAAGGAGUCUGAAGAGGCACUGCACCUCAUUCCAUCAGCAAAUUUGACAGUUAAUUUGACUCGGUCCUCAGACUUCAAAGAAGCUCAUGGCAUCCACCAGUGGUGGAGAAAUGACCUGCACUUGCAGUCCAAACUUUACAAUUACUGAUGAGGUUUAUCUGCAGGUACUGUUAUUCUUCUUCGAUUGCUUUAUAUUUUUGUCAUUGUAGGAAUGUUUUAUUAUUUUCUUGUGUGAUGGAUGGAGUACUGAUUAUGUCUGUGCAUCAAUCUGGCGAUAGCUGUAUAAAUUAUGAUGUAGCUUUUGCCUCUGACAUUCUCCUUUCUGUUAGCACUUUAUAUAAAAAAAAAAACAUCAUGUCUAUUCUUCUAAAUGUUUCAUGGUUGGGGAUAACUAGUGUAACCAAGUAGAAUUAUGAGCCUAGACUUUGGUACAUGCUGCUGAACCUUUUCUUCUUUCUUUGUUUUGUU
Messenger RNA from Ilex paraguariensis (yerba mate), 1557 nucleotides. NCBI's taxonomy places the organism in Eukaryota, Viridiplantae, Streptophyta, Magnoliopsida, Aquifoliales, Aquifoliaceae. The record is from the annotation of a GenBank genome assembly.